Messenger RNA from Letharia lupina, 2100 nucleotides. RefSeq lists its product as uncharacterized. The coding region runs from base 1 to 2100 and encodes 699 amino acids. Gene Ontology annotation, molecular function: ATP binding; protein serine/threonine kinase activity. The record is from RefSeq and is a predicted model, not a curated record. The transcript is spliced from 4 exons. NCBI's taxonomy places the organism in Eukaryota, Fungi, Ascomycota, Lecanoromycetes, Lecanorales, Parmeliaceae. Gene Ontology annotation, biological process: peptidyl-threonine phosphorylation; peptidyl-serine phosphorylation.
AUGUCUUCUCAUUCAAUAUCACCACCGUCUGAGGGUGAAAUAGUCGAGUCAGACUUAGAGAAGGCAACUACAACAUUUGUUUCAAAGAAAGGCAACAGCGUUGACCGUUCAUUCAGAACACGUGUAUCAGUCUCUCGAUCUCCUUCACCCCUUAGGUCCCCCAGACGUCACAAGUCUCGCACCGAUUCUCGGUCACCCUACAGAGAAGUUCGGGGAGCGAAGCGCUCUGUUGACGAUGACCACUACGAUCGCUCGCGGAACGAUCCCCGUCGUUUCAAGGUCCGCUACGAAGACCAUCCGCAAGGCUCUAGGUCAAACGCGCGCGGACCCUAUCAUGAUUCGAAUGGAUUCAAUGGUCCGGACAGGGGCAUCCGCUACGAAGAACAAGAUGCGGAUGGGCGGCUGCGGGACAAGCGGCCAAUUGUGCGGAGCCGGUCCCCUAUGCAAGGCCGUUCCAGGCGAGAAGAGACUCGUGGGCAUCAUACGGGAGAAAAUUGGGACCGCCAUCGGCGUGAGCAAGUUGACAGAGGGUACAGAGAAAGCCAGAGGAGGCUUUCGAGAGAACAGUCAGUGAGCGAUCGGGGUCACUCCCCAGUUGCUGCUGCAAAAUUUAAACGAGAUGCUGAAACUCGAACCAAUCAGAUACAGCGUAUUGACACUUCUGCUGGGGAACGGAGUGAUUCGGAAGCUGAGUACGUUCCGUCUUCUCUAGGGUCGCAAUUUGCUGAUAGCAAGAAUGAUAGCACGGCGGAGAAAGGGAAAUUCGCGCAACCCACAAGUACGCAGCCAGCUGACGAGGCCAUCUUGAUCGAGGAGCGUCGCAAACGACGUGAGGCUAUCAAGGCUAGGCAUAGAGGUCGAGCAACCCCAUUGUUGGUUCAGGCUUUAGCGUUAGAUACUACCUCUCCACCAUCGACACCAAAGUCAACCGUAAUGCCGGAAGUCAAUCCUGCCCAAGCGUCCACCCAGAAAAGUCCUCGUCCUACCUCCCAAGUCACAUCGGGACAGGAAUCACCUACCGACUUCGUGGUAUUUAAGGAUGCCGACCUUGCUAACAGUAGCGCCGUAGCGAUUGGGCUCACGCCGGAAGAUGAGCCUUCUGCGGCUGAUUACGAUCCCACGAAGGAUAUGCAAGAAGAUAAGAUGCGCCAUGAUGAGCACCAGCGUAAAGACGAAAUGCCUUUUGCGGCUUACAAUGAGACGGCAACGGAAGAUCGAGAUGUUCUGCUACCUGACGCAGAUAUCCAAGAGUCAGUUGAGAAGAAGGCAGACGACGGAUUGGAUAUGUUCGCCGAAGAUGAUGAGCUUGAUAUGUUUGCGGAAAUUCCAGCCGCAUCACGGAAGUCAGAGAAAAUAGCUGCCAAAGCCGUAGCCAUACCUCAAGCCAAAGCACUUGACAUGAGUAUGCUUGAUGACUGGGAUGAUCCAGAAGGCUACUACAAAGUCAUACUUGGCGAGCUUCUCGACGGGCGUUAUCACGUUCAAUCUAAUCUGGGUAAAGGGAUGUUUUCUGGAGUAGUGCGAGCAACAGACCAAACCACCAAGCGUCUUGUAGCUAUCAAGCUUAUCAGAAACAAUGAGACAAUGAAGAAGGCUGGGCUCAAAGAGAUUGAGAUACUCCAGAAGCUUUCGUAUGCGGAUCCAGAGGAUAAGAAGCACAUGAUAAGACUUGAACGCUAUUUUGAACACAAAGGCCACUUGUGCAUGGUCUUUGAGAAUUUAAGUAUUAACCUACGUGAAGUCUUGAAGAAAUUUGGGAGAGACGUGGGCAUAAAUUUGAAAGCCGUCAGAGCGUACUCACAGCAGAUGUUCUUGGGCUUGAGCCUUCUAAGGAAGUGCAACGUCCUUCAUGCGGACCUCAAGCCGGACAAUGUGCUCGUGAGUGGCUGGCCCUUUCAAUAUUGGCUCAAAUGUGCUGAUCCGCUAAAGGUCAACGAGGCACGCAACGUGCUCAAGAUCUGCGAUCUUGGUUCUGCGUCUGAUGCGUCUGAGAAUGAAAUUACCCAAUACCUCGUUAGUCGUUUUUACCGGGCCCCAGAAAUCAGUACGUGCUUGCCUGUUGAUGCCGCUACAGACCGGGACACUGAUGGAAAUUUAUAG